AUGUCUUCAUUACCUCCGCGCUCCUCAUCCGCACCUUAUUACGGUUCAAGGGCCAAUCCGUCAAGAAGACCCAGCGGUGCAAGAUAUCCGCCAUUGAAAUUUCCAUAUUUCCAGUAUAUGCCAGGCGAUCAGAGUGUUCGAUCUGCCAGCUUGACGUCCAUUGUGGACAUGUACCACGGAAGAACCCCAGAUGAUGCCAUGCAACCUCUUCGCUCGCCAAGCUCGUUCUACUACGAUUAUACCGAAGAGUUCGACAAGGGAUUUCCAGGCGAGUUUGAGUAUGCGUCCCCAGUUGACUCUCCCCAAGGGCAUUCUACUGGCAUGUUGAGGAGAGACGACAUGGGGGAAACAACUACGACGCCCCCGGCCAGUUUCAAAGAUCCUUACGGAAAUGCAGCUGUACGUGAAAACAAAGAAACUCGGGCAUCUUCAGGGCCAAUCUAUGGCAACUUAAAUACCUCCAGGCCUCAACGGCAAGAAUUCGAUGAACCCGAUGUUAAUGCUGGUUGCAAGCAAACUCCGAUAUCUAUCAAAAGAAGGCAACAAUCUCCAAUGCAACCGCCCUACUGUAGCUCAAAUAUCUCAGCUAUGGGGUCUGUAAUAUGCGACAUGGUUACAAAACCUCGAGAGGAGCAGCCUAAGGAAGGCUCUCUAAUGACUUCCACUCUAGCCCAGCGUGGAUCUCCUGUACUAUCCAUCGACACUAGCGAAGACGACUGGGUUUGGGGGGGUAGCCAAAAAGAGAAGGAAGCCGGUGAAUAUGAUACCGUUCGGACAAGUCCUCCUCCUGUUCCACCAAAGACGAAAGCUCGAUGCCCAGACAAACCUUCGUUACAUGUGGGAAACAAAAGGGAAGCUGUGAAACCAAAGCUCCGCGGGGCGCAUCAUCGCCGGACCCCCACCAAUACAAACAUUAAGGUCCGGGAUAAGAACGAUGUGGCACUGCCGAAGCAGGGCGUGCCAAAAGCAACUGGAGGCGAUGGGAUUCUUUCACCUAAUCCAAUCUCACCAGCACAUCAGCUAAGGGUCACAAACAGCAUUCCACAGUUGAUGAAGGCUCUGCCACCGUUACCUGAUGAAGCACAACACAAUUCCAAUCUCCCAUGUUGGGGUUCAUCUGGAAACACCGCAGUCCCUGCACAUAAGAUGUAUGCCAGCAGUCCUGCUAAUAAUGUUACGCCCCUGGAGUCUAAAACCAAUGCUUCUCGGUUCAAAGUUCGUCUAAGGUCGUCUCGGUCAGGGCUUCAGAGCAAAUGGAGCCUUGAAUCUCCGGGCAUUCCUGAGAGAAGCUCCAGUAAUCCUAUCAAGCCAAGACUCAGACUCAAAGUAUCUCGAAGCCGAAUGAGUAAUAAAUUCAUGGGCCCUGACGGGAAAAUUGUACGCAACAGUCCCUUAAAGCAGUACAAUUCGCUCUUGGAGCUGAAGAACUUUCCUCACAGAGACGGUUUCACAGAUCGAUCCAGCUUUAGGGAAGCACUCGAAGAGCAACUCGCUCAUCUUGGUAUUGAUAAGCGACUCUCUAAUAUUGAUGAAGGAACUAUCCGAGGACCUUCGCGGCAGCUGUCUGACCAGUUUGAUAUUCCUUACCCCCCUUCAACUAAGGGUAUAGUAACGGCGGAACUAGACGCUCUAUUCAAAACCCAUAAGGAAGAAAUCGUCUUUUCUUCGAUCCAGGGCUGCGCCGACGAGCAUACGAAAAAGGCAAAGGGGCACAGCCAAUCUCAGCGAUCCGACACCAUUACGGUCUGA
Fusarium redolens is the source of this 1749-nucleotide messenger RNA. RefSeq lists its product as uncharacterized. Lineage: Eukaryota; Fungi; Ascomycota; Sordariomycetes; Hypocreales; Nectriaceae. The transcript is spliced from 5 exons. The coding region runs from base 1 to 1749 and encodes 582 amino acids. The record is from RefSeq and is a predicted model, not a curated record.